CUGCAAAUUUUGGAAAAUGAAAAAAAGUAUGUUUUUUUCAGUAAUUUAUUUUUUCAUAAAUAGUUUUGUUGAAUUUUUAGGAGCAUAAUGUCAGGUGAGUUUGCGCCCAAAAUAAAAAAAGUGAGUUUUUGGAAAAUUUAUUUGGAAAAUGAAAAUACUUUUCUAUUUUAGGGGAUUUCGGAUUACUGUAUCUACACUACAGUACUUUUUCUACCAAAUUUUUCAUAGUAAAUUGAUCAAAACCCCAAAGAUGUAACCGAGAAAUUCAAGGAUUCCAUUGGCAAGCCGAGAAGCAGAGAAGAAGUACGGAAACAAGUCGAAGAAAUGCUCCAACAACGAAUCUGUGAAAAAUUGGAAAUAUAAAAAAGUGGAAUAUUUCAGCCCAGGCUGUGGUAAAACAUUCGACAAAUUUUGAAAAAAGUCAGUUUUUGGAAAAAAACUUGUUCUGAAGAUAUUAAUGAGUUUAUAUUUUCAGGUUCAUUUCGGAUUACUGUAUCUAAAUUACAGUACUUUAUUUUCAAAUAUUAAUUUCAACAUAACUCUACCUCACAUGGAGACAUCCACUCUAUGUACAUUGUGAGCCAAAUAUCCAUCCAAAAUAAAAAAAUAGGUCAGUUUUGGAAAGUUUUAUUUGGAAAAUAAAAAUACUUUUCUAUUUUAGGGGAUUUCGGAUUACUGUAUCUAGACUGCAGUACUGAAUAUUGUUUUCUGAAAAUGAAUAUUUGAUUUUUGAAAUCGGAAAAAUCUUUCCGGAAUUCGUCAACUUGGAAAAUAAAAAAAGUACUUUUUUGUUUAAAAAAUUUUGUUUUCAUGGAUAAUUUAGCUCGAUUUUUCAGAAGCACUCUGUGAUCGAAGUACCCGCGCAAAAUGAAAAAAUAUGUUUAAUUGGAAAAUAAAAAUAUUUUUCUAUUUUAGGAGAUUUCGGAUUACUGUAUCUAAAUUACAGUACUUGUUGGUACAUUAAAAAAUUCAAUCACGAUUUAGCACCAUCCGAGAAUAUUUCCGGCGCAAGCACGUUGAAAAAAGUAUGUAUUUUUCUUCUGGAAACUGUACCUAGAUAUAUAUAUUUCAAAAUUGUUUUCCAGAAUCGCGCGAUCAACUUACUGUAUCUGGACUACAGUACUCAUUCAAUCAACUUGGAAUUAGAAAUUAAAUAUCUUUGA
Caenorhabditis angaria is the source of this 1163-nucleotide messenger RNA. The record is from the annotation of a GenBank genome assembly. Lineage: Eukaryota; Metazoa; Nematoda; Chromadorea; Rhabditida; Rhabditidae.